This is a messenger RNA of Aspergillus sclerotioniger CBS 115572, 1334 nucleotides long. Its product is annotated as alpha/beta hydrolase family protein. Lineage: Eukaryota; Fungi; Ascomycota; Eurotiomycetes; Eurotiales; Aspergillaceae. The transcript has a single exon. The record is from RefSeq and is a predicted model, not a curated record. The coding region runs from base 27 to 1334 and encodes 435 amino acids.
AAACGCCUCACAUAAGCUCCCUCGACAUGCACAAGUUCUUCCAGUCCACCUGGCUCGACUUCGAAGUCAUCCGCAUCCUAGGCACUGCGCCCAACGGCGGUGCCGAUAUCUGCGAGGUGCUCGAAGCAGUUGGUAGUAUCCAGGAAGGCGACGCCGAGUCAUGGAACAAAGCCUGGAAAGCGCAGGCCGACCGGGCCGAAGCGACAGGCCUACGCUGCCUUCAGACGGGGAACCGUGAACUAGCGAAACGCGCCUUUCUCCGAGCGUCCAACUACACCCGUGCCAGCGGAUACAUGUUUAUCGGCGAGACGCCCUCCCAGCAGGACCCACGCGGGCUGGAAAUUGCCGAAAGGGCCAUCGCGCUAUUCAAACGUGGCGUCAAGCUCGCCGACGCCCCCGUCGAGUUCCUGCACAUCCCCUACCCAGGCGGGGUGCAUCUUCAGGGCUAUCUCUAUUUGCCUCGGGCAUCGAAACGACUCCCCGGACAGACGAUUCCCCUAUUGAUUAACUGUGGUGGGGCGGAUUCAACCCAGGAGGAACUGUAUUUCUUGAAUCCCUGUGCGGCUUCCGAGAUGGGGUAUGCUUGUCUCACGUUCGACGGGCCAGGUCAAGGGAUGGCGUUGAGGAAACAUGGGCUUGUUCUACGCCCGGACUGGGAAUACGUCACCCGUCAUGUCCUCGACUAUCUGGCACACUUUGUCUCCUUGCGUCCGGACCUGGACCUGGACCUGGACCGCAUCGCGGUGUCUGGGUCUGCGUUGGGAGGCUACUUCGCCUUACGGGUGGCUUCGGAUCCUCGCAUCAAGGUCUGCGUGGCCAUGGACCCGGUGCAUGACAUGUGGGAUUUCGGCACUCAGCAUGUAUCAGGCACGUUCAUGAAAGCCUGGAUAGAUGGCUGGGUGUCCAAUGCGACGGUGGACUCGAUGAUCAAUUUCGCCGCCCGCCGCUCGUUUCAGUUGAAAUGGGAGGUAUCUCUGGCCGGUGCAUUUUGGCAGCUGGACCGCCCAACGGAUAUUUUGCUGCAGAUGAAGAAAUUCACCCUCAAGGGUGAUGGCGAGUCUGGGGGGUUUCUGGAGCGAGUGAAGUGUCCGACAAUGGUGUCGGGGGCCACGGAUUCGCUCUAUCUGGAUGUGGCCAGUCAUACCAUGAUGGUGUGGAAAGGAUUGCAGCAUUUGCCCGAGGCGGAUAGGAGGCUUUGGUUGGCGGAGACGCCCGCGGAUGGCGCCUUGCAGGCCAAGAUUGGGGCUUUUGCUCUGAGCAAUGAGUAUACCUUCUCCUUUCUUGAUGAGAAGUUGGGGAUUAUGAGGGAGAGGCUGGAGGGGACGGUAGAGUAA